UGUAUGGAGGGAGCCAGGUGUGAACAACUGGCUGCUGCUUCAGGACGUCAUUAUUCUCUACUACACCACCGCCAUGGCUCGUCUUCUGCUGCUGGUUGCUGCUCUCUUUGUUUUGACCGGGGUUGUGAGUGCUAACGGUCACGGCCAGGGGCAGCCUGCCACCUUCAACUGUCAAGAGGACGGCUACUUCGCGGACACGGGCCGCAAGUGUGUCGUCUACUACCGCUGUGCCAACGGUGACCUGACCGCGUUUGGCUGCGACAAGGGGUUCCUCUUCGACCAGGGCAAGAGUAGGUGCCUCCCCUCCGCCACCGUCUCCUGCUAGUGAGGUUCCUCCUCCACAAGAGGCCCAGCUCUGACUCCUCUUACUGUCUCCUGCAACGAUAAUGGGGCUCUAUAUUGCCUCUUUAUCCCGGGUUGUGUUAGAGCUCUGUGUGAUGCAGACUGAUGCUCUAUGUCACUCUUGUAGUCUCUUUCCUGGUUCUGACUCUUGAAGAGAAGAGCUCCCCCCCUCUCACACACACACACACACACACACACACACACACACACACACACACACACACACACACACACACACACACACACACACACA
Molecule: messenger RNA, 595 nt
Organism: Procambarus clarkii (red swamp crayfish)
Lineage: Eukaryota; Metazoa; Arthropoda; Malacostraca; Decapoda; Cambaridae
Cellular component (GO): extracellular region
Molecular function (GO): chitin binding
Source: RefSeq, a predicted model, not a curated record